AUGUUUGUAAGUUCUAAGAGAAGAAUAAUUUUUGUAUUAUUUAUUUCUUUCUUUGUACAAAAUGCAAAUUCAAAUAAAUCUACUAAUGUUUCUAAUAUCGUGACAAAUAAUAUUGCUACAAAUUUAGUAUCUAGUUUGGCUACCCCUUUACCUACAAGUGUGUCUAGCCAUAUGCUUUCGAAUUUGAUGGUGGCACAACAAAAUAAUGGUGCACAUAUAGAUACACAUAAAACGAUAUCAACAAAUAUGCAUACUUGUGAAGCUGCUGGGUGUUCAUCUUAUAAAGACAUUAUUAAAAAUAAUUCGUCAUCUCAAACAAAUAAUGGUCAUCAAAGUAAUGAUGAUGAUUGUCUGAAAGGUUUUAUUUGUAAAAAGUGUAAGAAGACACAUUCAAAAAGUCCAAAUAUUUGUUUUUAUUCUUCUCUAGAUACUUAUGAAAAUUUAUAUGAAGGACUUUUAGAAGAUUUUAAACAGACAUCUUAUGACAGCUUCAAAAUUCCUUUAGAUAAAUCAAGCAAAAAUAUAAAGAGCAAACAAAAACAUAAAAAUGACAACACAAGUGAAGAUGAUCAUGAUGAUGAUAGUAAGGACAAAAAGAAGGAAGAUAAAAACGAUGAUAGUAAAGAUGAUGAUAAUAAAGAUGAUGAUAAUAAAGAUGAUGAUAAUAAAGAUGGUGAUAAUAAAGAUGAUGAAGAAAGCAAUAAAAGAUCUACAAAAGAAAAUAAUUUAAAAAAAAAAAAAAAAAAAUCGGAUGAAGAUAAUGAAGAAACAGAAGAUAUUGAUGAUGAAGGGGAAGAAGAUGAUCAAAAUGAAGAAGAUGAUGAAGAUGAUAAUAAAAAAAAAAAAUAUAGUAAUAAAACAAAUAAUGAUACAGAUUCCUUUUUAGAAAAAUAUUCUAAUAUAUCUUUUCACACUUCUUUAACAGAUAAUAAAUUAACAUCUAAAGAUAGAAAAGAAAAAAAUAUGAAAAAAAAAAUGAAACAACGUAUAUAUAUAAAUAAUAAUAAAAAGAAUCCGUCUUGUCCACUGGAGCCACUUGAACCUUCAUUAAUUCAAUAUAACAUCAUAAACAUGAAAAGAAAUCAAAAUGAAAAUAUAAACCAAAAUGAAAAUAUAAAUAUAAAUGAAAAUAUAAACCAAAAUGAAAAUAUAAAUAUAAAUAAUAUGGUAGAUACAUAUACAUAUUCCUUCUUAAAUGAAGAAGAAAAAAUCCAAGAAAUGGUAAGCAAUAAAAAAAAAAAUGAAAAAAAAGAAGAAAAUGUUAUAUAUAGAAGAUUAAAAAUUAAUAUUAACAAAUAUGAAGAAUAUCUUAAAAAUAAAUUAAAUAAAUGUCAUAUAUCUGAGGAUGGUAUAGCUACAAUAUAUAUUAAAUUAAUAUUACAAAUUGUAAAGAAUAAAAAUGAAAUAUAUACAGAUCCUAGUAAACGAAGUAUACUAAAUAAUAAUAAUACUACUACUGAUAGUAGUAGUAAUAAUAAUAAUAAUAAUAAUAAAAAUAAUUAUAAUAAAGAAAAACAAAAAUCUACUGAUGAUGAUGGUGAUGAUGAUGAAGAUAAUGAAGAUAAUGAAAAUGAUGAAUAUAAUUCAUAUGGACAAAAAAAUAAACAUAAAAAUAACUUAUCAGAAGAUGAUUAUGAUAAUGAAAAUUAUAAUGAUGAAUAUGGAAACAAAAAUAAAGAUUCAAAUCAAUCAUAUAAUUAUAUGUCAUCAGAAAAUAAUAAAGAUUUUAAUAAAUAUGCUUAUAUACAACUAUUAAAUAAAAAACACCAAAAUAUUUAUAAUCCAUUAAAAAAAAAAUAUAUAUAUAAUCGAAAUAGAAAAAAUAAAAUAUUAUCAACACAUAUUCCACACACUACAGAAUACAAUUUUUUUGAAUAUUACAACGUAGAUGAACUAGAAGGUGAUUCAAUGGAAAAUUAUUAUAAAUCCAAACGUGGUUUUUUUAAAAAUAUAUUCAAAAAAGUAUUCAAAAGAAAAAAAGGAAAAGACAGUGAUGAAGCGGACGAUGAAUAUUCUAAUGACGAAGAGGAAGAACCACAGAAAAAAAAACAAAAAAAAAAAAAAUUAUUUUCCUUUUUUAAAAGAAAAAAUAAAAAGAAUAAAACUAAAAAUGAAGAAGCUCAUUCAUAUGAUGAAAGUAACCAACAAGAAGAUAAUGAAGAUAAUGAAGAUAAUUAUGAAAAUAAAAGUAAGAAACGUUAUCGUAAGGAUGACGAUGAAAAUGAAAAAGAAAAUGAAGACGAAGACGAAGAAGAUAAUAAUAAUAGUUAUAGUUAUAUUAGUAAUAAUAAAAAAAAUAAUAAAAAUGAUAAAAAAAAAAAAAAAAAGUCUAAUAAUAAGCAUAAAUUAAAAAUCAAAAAUUUCUUUACAAAAUUAAAACAAAAAAUCAUACCAAAAAAACAAAAAUUACAUAUAGAAGCUUUUUUUAAUAAUAUCAUUGUAAAAUCGUGUAAGAACUCUUUAAAAUGGGAAGGAAAAAUGUUUAAAAAACGUUCCUUAAUAGAAAUGACAUUAAAGGUACCUGUGAAAAUUAAAUAUAUAGAAGACGAGCCUUUGAAUUUUUUUCGAUCAGGUUAUGAAGUAAUAUUAACAUGUAAAAAUUGUGAGGAGAUAUUAUUUAAUUCGUGUGUUCAGGUAUAUUGCACUAAAACAAAAACAGAGAAUGAAGAAAAAAAAAAGCAUACACAAACAAACACAACUGCGACUACUCCAAGUUUUAAUACCAUGACUACUGCUACAAGUUUUGCUCCUUUACCUGCAUAUAAUUACAAACAAUUAUAUCCCUUAAAUUCUAAUUGGUCUCUUUCUGAUUAUUUCAGUUGUGAUACGCAUAUGUACAUAAAAUAUUUACUUGUAUUCUUACUCAUGAUAUUUAUUUCUAUAUAUUAA
Messenger RNA from Plasmodium gaboni, 2889 nucleotides. RefSeq lists its product as hypothetical. The coding region runs from base 1 to 2889 and encodes 962 amino acids. The transcript is spliced from 2 exons. NCBI's taxonomy places the organism in Eukaryota, Apicomplexa, Aconoidasida, Haemosporida, Plasmodiidae. The record is from RefSeq and is a predicted model, not a curated record.